AUGAAUAGGUUGACCAAACUUUCUAUUGGAUUUAACAGACUUCAUGAUGCAGGAGCCGAGAUUAUUGGCCAAUUGACCACAUUAACGGAACUUAAUGUGGCAGAGAAUUUUCUCUCACACGAAGGAGCUGAAUCAAUCUGUAAAUUGACUCAGUUGACUGUUUUAAAUAUUAAUUUCAAUGGAAUUGGAGAUUUAGGAGCCGCGUACAUUGGUGAAUUGAGUAAAUUGACCAAUCUUUCUAUUGCUAGCAAUUUUAUAACAGAAGAAGGAGCUAGAUCAAUAAGUAAAUUAAAACAAUUGACCAUUCUUGAUUUGAAUGACAAUCGGAUAGCAUGCAAAGGUGCUCAAUAUUUGGGUGAACUAUCUCAAUUAAAAAAACUAAACUUACUUGCCAAUUAUAUUCAAGAUAAAGGAGCUAAAUCAGUGAGUCAACUUGAGAAUUUAACAGAACUAAACCUUACCCGAAAUAGCAUUCAAAAUGAAGGAAUUAAAUCGAUUAUUGAACUUCCACUAUUGACAAAGCUUAAUAUAAGUCAAAAUAGAAUAAGUAAUGAAGAAGCCCAGCUAAUUAGUGGAAUGAAACAAUUGAAGGAACUUGUUGCUACUCACACUCAGAUUGAUAAUGAAGGAGCCAAGAAACUUCAUGAAAUGGAAUUGGAUAUUCUUGAUUUGAGUUAUACCUUAUGUUAUUCUUGCUGA
This is a messenger RNA of Naegleria gruberi, 699 nucleotides long. RefSeq lists its product as uncharacterized. NCBI's taxonomy places the organism in Eukaryota, Heterolobosea, Eutetramitea, Acrasida, Naegleriidae. Bases 1 to 699 code for a protein of 232 amino acids. The transcript has a single exon. The record is from RefSeq and is a predicted model, not a curated record. Gene Ontology annotation, molecular function: protein binding.